Centruroides sculpturatus (bark scorpion) is the source of this 442-nucleotide messenger RNA. RefSeq names its product dynein light chain roadblock-type 1-like. Gene Ontology annotation, biological process: microtubule-based movement. The record is from RefSeq and is a predicted model, not a curated record. The transcript has 4 exons. The coding region runs from base 53 to 346 and encodes 97 amino acids. NCBI's taxonomy places the organism in Eukaryota, Metazoa, Arthropoda, Arachnida, Scorpiones, Buthidae. Gene Ontology annotation, cellular component: cytoplasmic dynein complex; cytoplasm. Gene Ontology annotation, molecular function: dynein intermediate chain binding.
UCGAGUGACGUCGUUAUUUUUGAAUAAAGAUAUCGAAUGGUUAUUUUCGAACAUGGAUGCCGAUGAAAAAUUAAGCAAUUUGCGUUCACAAAAAGGAGUUAACGGAUUAAUUCUGUCAAAUAAUUGCGGCAUUCCAAUUAAAACUACGUUAAAUAUUCCUUAUUUCGCAUCGGCUAAUUAUGCCGAACUCGUCGUUGGAAUGGUGGAAAAAUCAAGAAGUACAAUCAGACAACUCGAUCCUAUAAAUGAUUUAAGUUUCAUAAGAAUUCGUUCCGAGAAGAACGAAGUUAUAGCUGUACCCGAUAAAGAAUAUAUUUUGAUUGGAAUUCACGAUCCAAAGUUGUAAAAUAUCACUUGAUUCGCUUUCAUUUAAUAUAAUUUAAAUGCAUUUAUCGGAGAAAUUAUUAUAAGAAUUUAAUAAUUGUAAAUAAAUAUAUUUAAU